AUGACCUUGGUGUUGUAUUUGUUGAUUAAAAGUCUGAGUUUUUUCAAGAAUUACCGCUGUGGAGAGCGUGCAAUUUCCUUGAUCGGGAUCAACUUCAUCAUCAUGAUCUGCAUCAUGAGCACCACAGGCAUCUUGUGCAUCAUGAUGGCGCGUAUUUUAGACAUGUUUGGAAACUUUUCGAUUGCAGAAUUCAUGAGUUUAGGCAAGUGGAUCAGCAGACUUGGGUUCAUGAGCAAGUGGGGGCCCUGGAUUGUGGCGAUCCUCGCCGAUUGCUGGCUUAUUGUUUCAUUUAUCAAUACCGUUUGGAUUUUAGCUGCACCGAAUGAUUGGUGCAGCCGCAGAUGGAACGCACAGGCGAUCGUCGCAGUAGAAAACUGCAGACUUUGGUACAAGGGGAAUGUGAAAUGCCUCAGCACAGAACAAAACCUGCAAAAUUCCGAGUCGGGUUUGGUGACCACCUGCAACGACGGUAACGAGCUGCUGGCUCAGAAGUUUUUGUCAUUUACACCUAAGGAGGGAUCUGAAGAUUGUUCCUUUCAGGAUUUAUCGGUGUGCAGGGCUUACGCGAACUUAAGAGAAGGGAAAUCACUAGACUGGAAUGAAUCGCCACUGAACAAGUGCUUAGGAGAUGCUGCAGUUUCUCCGGAUUCCUUUCAUGACAGCCUCAGCGAGAGCAGCGAUUUGUACAGAUACCUUAUGAUCUACGUGCAAGGAUGGACCAUCACACUCAUUGGGGUUGUGUGUUUUUUCAUUUACACCAAACUCAGCGGCUUGGAAUUUAGGGCUAGCCAUACUCCUGGUGAAUUAGCAACAGCAGCAGUAGUAGCUUUUGCCGCUGGAGCAGCAGCAGCAGUAGCCGACUGCGUGAAGAUCAAUGCAUUGAGCAGAGGGAGAGAACGGAAGAAUAACUCUGCAUUGCAGAUGAGAGAGAAGGGAAGCUGA
This is a messenger RNA of Eimeria acervulina, 942 nucleotides long. RefSeq lists its product as hypothetical. NCBI's taxonomy places the organism in Eukaryota, Apicomplexa, Conoidasida, Eucoccidiorida, Eimeriidae. The transcript is spliced from 4 exons. Bases 1 to 942 code for a protein of 313 amino acids. The record is from RefSeq and is a predicted model, not a curated record.